AGCAAAAGUAGUACUAGCUAGUUGAAAAUAGGGAUGGCAUUGCAGGAAUUGAAUGAGAUUGUUGGUGCCCAAACUCACAUAUGGAACCAAAUUUUCAACUUCAUAAAUUCAUCUUCUCUCAAAUGUGCAGUUCAGCUCGGCAUACCAGACGUGAUUCACAGACAUGGUGGACCCAUCACGCUUGAAGAGCUGGUUCACGCCCUCGCUAUCAACAAGGCAAAAGCCGACCACCUCGGUCGACUCAUGCGCGUCUUGACUCGUUCUGGCUUCUUUCUUGACGCCAAAAUCAAGGACGAAGACGGGUAUGCCCUCGGGCCACCGUCGUGUCUUCUCAUUAAGGACCAUCCCUUUAGUCUCGCACCUUUCGUGCUAGGGGCAAGCAGUACCAUAUUUACGGGUCCAUGGCACCGCGUGAGUGAAUGGUUCUACAACGAUGAUCCCACGCCCUACCAAACAGCCCACGGGAGAACAUUUUGGGACUGCGCAAGUCAAGACCCGGAGAUGAACCAUUACUUUAACCAAGCCAUGGCAUGUGAUACCUUGCUUCUAAUGGCUUUGGUCAAAAAAUAUUGUAGCCAUGUUUUCGAGGGGUUGGAUUCACUUGUAGAUGUGGGAGGUGGCAUCGGGAUGGUGGCGAGAGCCAUUGCCGAUGAGUUCCCGGAUACCAAGUGUAGUGUUUUGGAUCUUCCACACGUGGUUGCCGGCUUGGAAGGGACUAAGAACCUGGCCUAUGUUGCCGGAGACAUGUUCAAGGCCAUACCUCCCGCACAAGCAAUUUUUCUCAAGUGGGUACUGCACGAUUGGAAUGAUGAAGAUUGCCUUAAAAUAUUGAAGAAAUGUAAAGAAGCAAUUUCAGAUAGAGAAAAGGGAGGAAAAGUUAUAAUCGUUGAUAUGAUUGUGGGCUCUACCCAAAACGGAGAUGAUGAUGAUGAGUUAAUACAAAGCCAAAUUUUCGCAGAUGUGCAGAUGAUGGUUUAUUAUGGUGGACGAGAGAGAGCAUUAAAAGAAUGGGUUAAAAUGUUCAAUGAUGCUGGCUUUUUUUACUAUAAAAUAACUCAACUAGGAUCAAGAUCUCUUAUUCAACUUUUUCCUUAAUUGGCUCUUGCAGCUGCACUAGCCCAUCCCUUGCUAUAUUAUAUUGGCUAGGCUUAAUGUUUACUUUAGUUGAAGUUUAUUUUGAACAAUUGUUUACCUUGUAAUCUUGUGUGAUUUGAUAAAUAAUACUAUGAUUGCUAUAAAGUACA
Messenger RNA from Ipomoea triloba (trilobed morning glory), 1244 nucleotides. RefSeq names its product trans-resveratrol di-O-methyltransferase-like. The coding region runs from base 34 to 1095 and encodes 353 amino acids. Gene Ontology annotation, biological process: methylation. Gene Ontology annotation, molecular function: O-methyltransferase activity; protein dimerization activity; S-adenosylmethionine-dependent methyltransferase activity. The transcript is spliced from 2 exons. Lineage: Eukaryota; Viridiplantae; Streptophyta; Magnoliopsida; Solanales; Convolvulaceae. The record is from RefSeq and is a predicted model, not a curated record.